AAAUAAUCACUCAUGAAGCCCAGCCCGAAACCUCUCCACGUAACCUUCCCGCCGUUGGAAGCCGUUAGGGUUGAUCGAGAUUACCACCGAUCGGAGAAAUUUUCAGUGUCCAGAUCUGCAAUUAGAGUGCAACAAGAUGGUUGGAACGCAAUCGGAGAAAGAAGAGAAAGUUUCAUUGGAGCUCACUGAAGAAAUCCUUCAAAGCAUGGAAGUCGGCAUGGUUUUUAGAGAUUAUAAUUGUAGGAUCAGUUCGAUGGAUUUCCAUAGAACGUCAAGUUAUCUGGUCACUGCUAGUGAUGAUGACUCCAUUCGUCUAUAUGAUGUUUCCAGCGCGACGUGUUUGAAGACAAUAAAUAGCAAAAAGUAUGGGGUUGAGCUUGUUUGCUUUACCUCCCACCCUACAACAGUUAUAUACUCGUCAAAAAAUGGUUGGGAUGAGUCUCUUCGGCUUCUCUCUUUGCAUGAUAACAAAUACUUGCGAUAUUUUAGGGGUCAUCAUGACAGAGUGGUUUCGCUUAGCUUGUGUUCUCGCAAAGAAUGCUUUAUCUCUGGUUCUCUUGAUAGAACUGUUCUGCUUUGGGAUCAAAGGGCAGAAAAAUGUCAGGGUCUUUUACAUGUCCAAGGAAGACCUGCUACAGCAUAUGAUGAUCAAGGACUAGUCUUUGCAAUUGCAUUUGGUGGAUGCAUAAGAAUGUUUGAUGCUCGCAUGUAUGAAAAGGGCCCUUUUGAAAUUUUUUCUGUGGGAAAUGAUUUUUCUGGUGCGAAUGUCGUGAAGUUCAGUAGUGAUGGAAGACUUAUGCUUCUAACAACUACAAAUGGGCGCAUUCAUGUACUUGAUUCAUUUCGUGGAACACUGUUGUCCACAUACAAUGUGAAGCCGGUUUCUAGCAAUUCUACGUUAGAUGCUUCUUUCAGCCCUGAGGGCAUGUUUGUUAUAUCAGGCACAGGUGACGGUAGUGUCUAUGCAUGGAACGUUCGGAGUGGAAAAGAAGUUGCAACUUGGAUGGGCCCCAAAACAGAGCCUCCUGUCAUAAGAUGGGCUCCCGGAAGUCUAAUGUUUGUAACUGGCUCUUCUGAACUGUCUUUUUUCGUUCCGGACUUGUCUAAAUUGGCAGCAUAUGCUGGAAGGAAAUAGGAUUUCCAUAGCUAGCAACUCUGAAGCACGAAAGUUUAGAAGGUGCUCCUUUUGUGUGGUAUAGGAAGACUUAGUCCGCAUAUUAAGUUGUUUAAGUUAUUCCAUUCGCUUUUGAGAGAGCUUGCAGAUGUUCGGGUUGCGAACCUUCCUACCAUAUAACAUCAAAAUCCCUCUACCAUGUAACAUCGGAAUGACUUGGUAGAGAAUGACCGGUAGCUCGGAUAAAAAAUACUAAGUUUCCACAACCUGAUCUUUGGGUCAGUUCUUGCAGGCUAUAAGUUUUGCCUGCCUUGUCCUUGGAAAAAAAUUAGGGUAACUGACUAUCAAGUUCAUUGUACUUGUACAGUCAGGAGGUUAAUUACUGUAGUUUAGUCUCUGUGAUACAAAGAAUAAUGUAUAUUCCAUGUAUAUAUCACAUCAUCCAAAAAGACUUUCUUUAAUUGUCA
This is a messenger RNA of Carica papaya (papaya), 1581 nucleotides long. RefSeq names its product Transducin/WD40 repeat-like superfamily protein. The record is from RefSeq and is a predicted model, not a curated record. Gene Ontology annotation, cellular component: Set1C/COMPASS complex. Gene Ontology annotation, molecular function: chromatin binding; protein binding. Lineage: Eukaryota; Viridiplantae; Streptophyta; Magnoliopsida; Brassicales; Caricaceae.